AUGGAGGUGAAUCCAACUCAAGAGUCCACGCAGCCGUACUCAGAUCCCCGCCGUAUUGGCUCGCAUAACUCUGGUUUACAAGAUCAAGAUGUGUCAGAUAUCAUUUGUAUUCUGCACCCCGGCUCUCAUCCAGCUCAUGAGGCCGUUGAUGCUACAUCUCGCCAGCCCAAGGGAUACCAGCAUAUCCUCCAACGCGAUGAAUUCCAGUUCGACUCCAUAGAUUCAUCCUCUCGUGAUAUCGCUAUUCGUAUGUCAUCCUCAGUCCAUGACCUGUCUUUGGGUUUCGUUUUUGGACGCAACCCAUUAAAAUGCGAUGUACUUCUGAGUCCUGAGGUGACAUCAAAACACAUUUCCAACAUUCAUUUCCGCAUAUUUGUGAACGAGGAUGGAAUCCUGAUGCUUCAAGACUUGUCAACAAAUGGCACCGUUGUAGAUGAUACCCGGCUGUGGAAGCGUAACACUCAAACUACCCGUAUGCUUGUCAACGGUUCGGUUAUCAUCGUCGCCUCAGAUAACAAGCAUAACAAGGAAGUGCGUUUUGUGGUGCGCAUCCCCUCUCGAGAUGGCUUUCAAGUCCAGUACACUCAGAACCUAGUGGCAUAUUUGGAUCGAGUUGGACGACAUAACGCAAAAGUCAAGAAUUUGCAGGCCCGAGCUCCGCCACCACAAAAGGCCCUUCAGUGGACUUUGGGAAACCCUUACGGCAUGCAUUGGACAGGUGGUUCGAUAUACAAUGUCACUGGGCAGAUUGGAAAGGGUGCGUUUGCUACUGUAUACAAGUUAGCAACAAAGCAGGAUGGUAUUGUGUAUGCUGCCAAAGAACUUGACAAACGCCGUUUCAUGAAAAACGGGAUUCUUGACCAGAAGGUGGACAAUGAAAUGAAGAUUAUGAAAGAUCUUCGCCAUCCCAAUAUUGUGCAAUAUGUUGACCACCAUGAACAUGAGCGCUGGAUUUACAUCAUCAUGGAGUACAUUGCGGGAGGCGAGUUGUCUGCAUAUCUGGCAAGCAAUGGAAAGAUUGCCGAAGACAUGGUCAAAAGCAUUGCUCGGCAGCUAUUACACGCUUUGCAAUACCUGCACAAGCGCAAAAUCACACAUCGAGACAUCAAGCCAGACAACAUUCUCAUAUCCUCCGUAGACCCUCUCAGAGUGAAGUUAUCUGAUUUUGGUCUUUCAAAGGUUGUUCAAGAGGAGACCUUCAUGAAGACCUUCUGUGGUACUUUGCUUUAUUGUGCGCCAGAAGUCUAUCCAGAAUACGACAACUAUCGGCAAGGUGUGGCUAGAAAGCGUCGUCGACUUGGUGAUCCACCCCCACGAACUUCUCCAUACGAUCAGUCUGUUGAUAUGUGGUCACUUGGGGCUGUGCUGUUCCACCUUCUCUGCGGCUCGCCGCCAUACACCGGUCGUGGAGACGACAGGGGAGCUCAGAUGCUUCGUACUAUCAUGACAACAGACGUAGAAUAUGACCUCCUGCGUGAGGAGGGUGUUUCCGAGGGAGCGAUAGACUUUGUGUCGAGGCUUUUACGCACAGACCCACAUGAGCGUCCCACCGAAAGGGAGUUGUUCAAACACCCUUGGAUCGCAGAUGUUGCGGACGUGGACGAGUACCCCGACUCGGAAGAAAUACAAUUGGAGGAUGAGCAGCUGGCAAUCAUCACUGAAGCUUUAGAAGAGGAGUUGGACGCCUCCCAGUUGUCAAUCAAGGACCAUGGUGGCUAUAAUGAGAUUGUGAUUGGUGGUGACUCAGAAGAGACAUUAUUGAAGCGCCCGCGUCUCGAUGCGGAAACUUCCAUCCAUUAUCCAUCGCUUCCGCCUAUUGACAGCUUCUCGGUCCUAGAAGUGCCGACAAAUUUGCAGGCUGCAACAGCGAAUCGACUUUUUGGCGAAGUCACGUCAUCUGCUUUGCGCAGCUCCGGCAUUUUUGGCAGCCUAAGCUCUCGCAACUUUGAUGUUAAAAGCGAUCAAUCUUCUGGUGAGUCGAUGGAGGUGGAUUCUGACAAUCUGUCUGCUGGAGUGUACUCAUUUCCCAUACCCAACUUCACUAGCUCGGCACACAGUCUCUUGGGAGCUGAUAGCCUAGUGGGACAACUCAACAUGUCACCCAACGAUACCUCUUCAAAUGAUCCUGGGGCUGCGGAGGGCAAGCCUGGCACGCCCCAGCGCCGUACUGCACGAGAGUUGACGCCCGCUAAUCAGGAAAGCGCAGACCCAGCACAGGACAAAUAUUCCGCCGCAACCGAAGUCACGCCCAAAGCUUUACCUUUUCAUCGUCGUAUCGACCUCCCACUUCCCGAUACUGCCAGCGAAAGCUCGAUACCGCGAAGUGACUCUUUCCAGGGUCCGUCGAGUGACGGUGACGACAACAAUCAAGACGAGCUAGCUGUCACGAUCGAUGCUCGCACUGGCCGCGAAGUCGCGGACGAACUACCCCCGACGACAGACAGCGACUACUCCGACCGUCAAGCAAUGGAGACUAGAACAAUGCCUAGCGAAAUCCCUCAGAGCCAGACACCAUCCAACUUCGUAAAGCCUCGACCUUUGCUUGGUAGAUUGGCUACUGUACCUGGGUCAAUUUUCGAUCUCAAUCUACGCUUGGAAGGUCGCAUGACAUCUUGGGGUCGCGGUCCUUUGGCAACUUUCGUUUAUCCCGAUCGCAUGGAUACCCGCAUUCCAGCAUACGCGAUUGAAGUGACCUUCUGGAGCCCAGGUCUCGAAAUGUUGAUCGAUGAAGGAGCCGACUGGCUAGAAAUCCCAGAUGUCAUGACGAUCCUGUCUACAAAGACACGCAAUCGCAUUUGGGUAAAUGAUAUUGAGCUUCGUCGCGGCCCGACUAUGGAUAACGGCAGCGAGGUUUGGAUCUUUGGUAAAAUUUACACCGGCGAUAUCAUCACCAUCUGGCAGAACGGCGGACAAUUCUUAAAAUUCCGAUGCGAAAUCUACCACGGCGACAGUGCGCGUCCUCGUCCAGAGUCUGAGAAGGGAUUCAUCGUGCGCCAGGUGCUACACCCAAAGAGCAACUCGGAUCGGAAUCGCCAACCCAAUAAACCUGACAGCGAGAAGCUGUAUGCAUAA
Molecule: messenger RNA, 3072 nt
Organism: Talaromyces amestolkiae
Lineage: Eukaryota; Fungi; Ascomycota; Eurotiomycetes; Eurotiales; Trichocomaceae
Exons: 3
Coding region: 1-3072 (1023 amino acids)
Biological process (GO): peptidyl-serine phosphorylation; autophagy
Cellular component (GO): cytoplasm
Molecular function (GO): protein serine/threonine kinase activity; ATP binding; protein binding
Source: RefSeq, a predicted model, not a curated record